Molecule: messenger RNA, 1036 nt
Organism: Harmonia axyridis
Lineage: Eukaryota; Metazoa; Arthropoda; Insecta; Coleoptera; Coccinellidae
Gene: mRpL2
Product: 39S ribosomal protein L2, mitochondrial
Exons: 2
Coding region: 122-1018 (298 amino acids)
Biological process (GO): cytoplasmic translation
Cellular component (GO): ribosome
Molecular function (GO): structural constituent of ribosome; RNA binding
Source: RefSeq, a predicted model, not a curated record
AAUAUUUAACCUAACUUCAAGAACUUUUUCUGUCAAUUCUGCCAUAUAACCAAAAUUGAUUUAUAUUGAAUAAAAGAAUGUACUUUUUAUAAUCUAAUUUCCCGAACACAGCAAAGAAAAUAUGAACACACUAAGAAUAUUUUCUAAAAUAAUACUUGAAAGUCCCCCCAUACCAGUUGUUUUAACUUCUGUAAGAUUCAAGUAUGUAGAGAAGCCUCCGAAUGGAGUCAACUACAGAAGAAAAAUCCACUAUCCUGAAAAAUAUACUAUUAAACCUUUAGAUGUCACCAACUUAGCUGGAAGACAUCCAGUUACUGGUAAACUAGUAAUUAAAGGUCUUGGUGGAGGUAUAAAGCACAAAUAUCAUUGGAUUGAUUGGAAGCGUAUAGGUCCUAAAGAAGGUCCCCCAUUAGAAGAACGGGUUAUAAAAAUAAUUGAAGAUGGAUGUCGUACCGCAAAUGUUGCUCUAGUUGCAUCUGGUCAAAAACUUCGUUACAUCUUAGCUACAGAGAAUAUGAAACCAGGUGAUAUAAUAAAAACAUCUGGUCAUAUUCCAAGAAUACCAGUGAGACCAAAUGAAGGAGAUGCUUAUCCUCUAGGAGCUCUACCAUUGGGAACACAAAUCCAUUGUAUAGAAAAAUACCCAGGUCUUGGUGGGUUUUUAGUUCAUGCUGCAGGAACAUAUGCUACCAUACUUAGAAAAGCAGAUAAACGUGUCAUUAUAAUGAUGCCAAGCAAAAAAGAAUUCAGUCUGCCAGAAAUAUGCAUGUGUACUGUUGGUAGAAUUGGUAAUAUUGAACAUUCUUCAAUUCCGAUAGGAUCUCCUAACAGAUUGAGAGAAUUAGGAUAUAGGCCUAGAUCAGGUUUAUGGCAAAGAAAAACUGGACGUCAUGGAAGAAAAAUCAAACCUCCUCCACCAGUAAAACUAAUUCAAGCGGAUGACAAGGAUGAGGAAAUCAUUCAGUUGACUUUUAAAGGAAAAUUUGUCAAAACUUUAUGUGCACAAUUUCAUUAUUAAAUGAAUAAUUAGUAGGUA